GGCGGGGGCGGGGGCGGGGGCUGGACGUGAUAUAAGACUGCCGCCCUCGGCAGGUCCGGAGACACUUGACUCCCAACCGAGUCUGCGCCCCACGUCAGAUCGGGCCCUCCGGAGCAAAAGAGACCCCUCCUCUACCUGGCAGCCCCUGAGAGACUCAGAGAAGCCACCAUGGCAGGAUUCCUUCUUCCAGCCCUGCUGACCCUACUGCUGUCCUUAGCCCUGGGAUCUGCUGCACAGGAAGCCCAGGAUAAGAACAGCGAGAAGAUUAUUGAUGGGAUGCCGUGUCUAACAGGUGCCCAGCCCUGGCAGGUGGCCCUGCUCAGAGGCAAUCAGCUCUACUGUGGAGGCGUGCUGGUCAACGAGCACUGGGUGCUUACUGCUGCCCACUGCCUGAUGAAUUCGUACAACGUGCAUAUGGGCAGUGAAUACCUGAGCAGAGGCCAGAAGAUCAGGGCCACAAUGUCAUUCCGCCACCCUGACUACUCCACGCAGAGCCAGGCUAAUGACCUCAUGCUGGUGAAGCUAAGGACGCCGGCCAAGCUGUCAUCCACCGUGAAGAAGGUCAACCUGCCUUCCCGCUGUGAACCCCCUGGGACCACGUGUACCGUUUCUGGCUGGGGCACCACCACCAGCCCUAUUGCGACCUUUCCAGAGAAACUCAUGUGCACAGACGUCGACAUCAUCUCCUCUGAAGACUGCAGGAAGGUUUACAGGGACUUGCUGGGAGAUUCCAUGCUGUGUGCUGGCAUCCCCAACUCCAGCACCAAUGCCUGCAACGGUGACUCAGGGGGACCACUGAUGUGCAAAGGUACUUUGCAAGGCCUGGUGUCCUGGGGAGUUUUCCCUUGCGGCCAACCCAACAACCCAGCUGUCUAUACCCAAGUCUGCAAGUACCUCGGUUGGAUAAACACCACCAUCAGCACGUAUUGCUAAUCUCUCCGUACUCCCAUCUCUCCAUCCCUACACCCUGAACAGGAAAUUCACAGAAAUAAGGACGUCGAUGAUCUACAGUCAUACUUGACUUUACUUUUCCUCAAAGACAUAUCAAAACCUCCACAAUAUGCCAUGUGUGUAAGUCAAUCAAAUCAGCAAGGACUUAAAACCAAAACACGAGACACAAAAACCUCAGUGCUGGUAAAGAAGUAGUGAGGCCAGCACCCUCGGCCACUGAAACUGUAAAUUCAUACGGUUUUUAUGGAAGUUGAUUGGGCAACGUGAAUCAGGACCCUUGUUCUCCACCUUUGACCCAGCAAUUCUAGUUCUAGGAAGAUACUACUAAAAAAAAAAAAAAAAUCCAAAAUGUGGAGCAAGGUUUGAAUUUAUCACAACAUUAUUUAUCAUAGCAAAACAGUGGAAACACUGAAUAUGUCCGGAAUCAGUGGAGUGUUUAAGUAAACGAUAGGCUAGCUUGAGACAAGGAUAUUAUGCAGCUGCUAAGGAUAAUAAUUAUGCAGAAUUGUUAGUGUUAUGCAAGGAUGUUUAUGCUAUGUGAUGUUAAAUGAGAAAAGGAAGAUACGGAAAUAUAUGUGUGUGUGAUCAUUGCUAUGUAAAAUGAAAAUAUUCACAAAAUAAAACCUGAGAUCAUGUGUACCAAA
Orcinus orca (killer whale) is the source of this 1595-nucleotide messenger RNA. RefSeq names its product kallikrein related peptidase 7 (gene KLK7). The record is from RefSeq and is a predicted model, not a curated record. Gene Ontology annotation, biological process: positive regulation of antibacterial peptide production; proteolysis. NCBI's taxonomy places the organism in Eukaryota, Metazoa, Chordata, Mammalia, Artiodactyla, Delphinidae. The coding region runs from base 169 to 933 and encodes 254 amino acids. The transcript is spliced from 6 exons. Gene Ontology annotation, molecular function: serine-type endopeptidase activity.